CGACGAUGCGGACGAUGCGCCGACGCCGCCUCGGCGGUCAUCGCCUAUGAAAGCGCCGGGCGGUGGUGUCUUUACCGGCAAGGAAUUUCGGCAAGAGAGUGAGCGGGCGCGCAAGCAGCAAGGCGCGCUCUUCGAGGACGAAGCGCUCAUGGGCAAGCAAGCCGAGACGGUCUACCGUGACAAGCGCGGGCGCAAGCUGGAUAUGCUCAUGGAGAUGGAGCGGCAGCGCGAGAUCCAAGAAGGCAAGCGCAAACGUGAGGCCCUCGAGGAGUACGAGUGGGGCACGGGCAAGGUUCGAAAGGAAGAGCUCAAGAACCAGCGCGAACAGCUCGAAGAGAUCAAGGCCAAGCCCUUUGCACGCUACAAGGAUGAUGGCGAGCUCGACGCGGCGCUCAAGCACCGCCCGCGCAACUUUGAUCCGAUGGAGUCGUCGCUCUUCAAGGACGACGCCAAGGAGCUUCUGGAGAAGGCGUCGAAAAAGUCCAAGAAGAGCAAGCCGCGCUACUCGGGCCCGUCGGCGCCCCCGAACCGCUUCAACAUCCCGCCGGGCUACCGCUGGGAUGGCGUUGUGCGCGGCAACAACUGGGAAGAGAAGGUGCUCUUGCGCCAGAACAAGAGUCAAGCCGACAAGGCCGACGCGUACCAGAACGCGACUGCCGACAUGUAGUAGGCAUCUAUCAACUUGACUUUAUAUAAAUGCUAUUGCGCC
Messenger RNA from Saprolegnia parasitica CBS 223.65, 709 nucleotides. RefSeq lists its product as hypothetical. Gene Ontology annotation, molecular function: RNA binding. NCBI's taxonomy places the organism in Eukaryota, Oomycota, Saprolegniomycetes, Saprolegniales, Saprolegniaceae. Gene Ontology annotation, cellular component: U2-type spliceosomal complex; RES complex. The transcript is spliced from 3 exons. Gene Ontology annotation, biological process: mRNA splicing, via spliceosome. The record is from RefSeq and is a predicted model, not a curated record. The coding region runs from base 47 to 667 and encodes 206 amino acids.